Messenger RNA from Aedes albopictus (Asian tiger mosquito), 10767 nucleotides. RefSeq lists its product as uncharacterized. NCBI's taxonomy places the organism in Eukaryota, Metazoa, Arthropoda, Insecta, Diptera, Culicidae. The transcript is spliced from 18 exons. The record is from RefSeq and is a predicted model, not a curated record. Gene Ontology annotation, molecular function: calcium ion binding. Bases 2253 to 6353 code for a protein of 1366 amino acids.
CUUCGGUGCACAGUUGGAGUUUGGCAUUCGUGGAAAUCGGCCGCACCGCUAGUAGUUCGUUUCUGGCUGAACUGAGCUCUCGGUUGUGUCUGGUGGACUUUGAAGAGGAUUAAUUCAUUUAGCUACAGUUGGGGUACGGAGUGUGAGGUAGUGUGCGAGUGUUGGAAGUGGGAGUAGAUUUCCCUCCCACUAGCUCCCCCCUCAUCUUUUGGUGAUUCUCGGAUAAGCACUCGGAAGAGUCCAGUAGUGGUGGAGUUGAUGUUAGUUUCGCUUCGUUUCUGAAGGAUAUCGUUGAGGUGACACAGACUGCACUGCCGGAAGUACGAGAGGUGGUGUUUGAAAUGAGUUGCACCCCUCAACUGGGAGGCGGUCGGAAUAGCGAGGAAAAAAUGAUGAUGACUAAUUACACUCGUCUGGUUUGGUUGUAGUGCACGUUCAUAGUGAGUUUAUAGUGCUUCUGCGGUGGAGAAAACGGAAGAAAGUUGUAACGAAAAGCUGAAAUUUCUUUUGUUGGGUUGACUCGGUUGAAGAUUGUGGGAGGAUACUACAAGGAUUAAAAAUUAUGUUUCGGUUGUGGUUUACAGGAAGUGCCCUGAAUUAUGAAAAUUUGUAAUUAUUCCGUGUAAUUCUGAAGCAUCCCUGAAGGUGCAGUUGACCCUUUUAUUUGGAAAGAAGAGUAAAGUUUGUGAUAGCGAAGGAAAAAUAUCAGAAUGCGUUCUCCAAGAGUGUCUCUGUUGUUGUGAGCCCCAACAACCACAAGGUGAGCAAGUGUAUGUGGAGGAAUUCAUCCUGAAGAAUGAUGCUUGAAAGUGAAAUACUCCUGGAUGUUUCCUGCUGCCACCAGUACCGUUGAUGAUUCGACAGCGAGUGAUAGCAACAACGCUGCUGGGGAAUAAGACAUUCUCGUAAAAGUACUGGAUACAAACAUACGAUUUACCCCCAAACCAUCUGAAAAGUUUCCGUUCUGACUGGAUACGCAGGUCCUUGUGCUCGGUUUGUUGGAACCACCUGACGGUCUCUACUUUUGAGCUCGUAAAGUGCUAGUACCGCGACAGUUACGACAGCAAUUAUAAUUAAAAAUUUCAUCAACACACAAAAAAGUGGGAAACGAAGGAGUUUAGUGCUGCCUUCGGGCGAAAUAACAGAAGCAAUUAAAAUGUUGCGUGGAAAAUUUUAAUUUGUGGCGGUGAAUGACUCAGUACUCGGAGCUCGACGUGGAAAUAUUUUGGAAAAUAUAUAUCAGCGGAGGACGUUACGUGCGUCGUGUUAUUAAGCGUUUACAUUUUGAGCAGUACCAAGAAGACAAGUGGUUUGACUGUGGUGUAGAAGCAGUUCCGAAAAGUGAACAACAGCUCCUGUAAAGGAUACCAUGUCACCUGAUGUAGGGGUUUGCUGUUUUCAAGCUCAUCAACCCUUGUCAGACUGAAAAGCCCCACCGACAAACGAUCAAAACGACGAGCCACCCCGUGUUAUUUAGUUGUUCCUGUAUGGACCAACUGACGUAGCACUUGAGGAUUUAAUUUUUUGCCCCAGUUUAUUACCUUGAAGACAGAGUGCUCAGUGUAUGUGUGUAUUCAUCACAGGAGUGAGUUUAGGAUAAAACGGAAACGGGCGGGAACGUUGAGCAAACAUCAUUAACCUUUCGUCCGACUUUGGCCCGUCAGUUGUGCAAACUGGAACAAACUCACCUGCCAAAGGAGCGGUGGUUUGCUGAACAACGAGCCUAACCAAAACAAAGCAUAAACGAAAUAUUCUUAGGAAAACAACACUCGGAACGAACCUGGGUAGGGUGAGUUGAAAUGCCAAACAUAUUUUCUCGAGUGCUCGCGCCGUUUCAACCAUAGAAAAUCGUGAAAAAUGCUGGGAAAAUUUGGCAUGUGAAAACAUAAGAUGGCAAUGGGACCAGCCUCCGCAGUGGAAGUGGCAGCGAAGUCAUGAAUAAAUGAUUUCAAUGAAAAAUAAAUAACUGUGAAUUUAACAACGGGGCAGCAAAGCGGCUCGCUACGUCGUCACCCACUCUGAAUGGAUGGUUUCCCGACCGGAAACAAGUGGAUUUGAGAAGAAUUAUUCUAGGAUAAAUAAAUUUCCACUGUGUAUUUGCGUGGCACUUCUAAUUAGUGUCGUCGGGUGUAGUCUAAUGUUUCAUAAAUACUGACAAAUUGGUGUUUUGUCGCGAAGAGUUCUCCUUCAGUGGUAUCAAGUGGAUUAAGUGAAUUGUGAAACUGGGACCCUUUCCCCGGAGUAAAGCAACAAUGUGGCUAUUCGCGUUUUCACUCAUCGUAAUCGUGUGCGCGGCCAAGUGCACCGAUGCGGACGUUUCCGUUGAAGCUGCUUUUCAAGGUCGCUGUGGUCAUGGCAGCCCUUGUGAGCAGCUUUGCUACGAACUUCACGAUGGGAUGUACGAAUGUGACUGCACGGAAGGAUUCGAGCUGAACAAAAAUGGAUACAGUUGUCAAGAAAUAAACUCUACAACAACCGAUGAAAAUUCAUCGGACGUGGAAGAGGACGUCCUGUACCAGCGGGGUGCGUCGUUCAGCGCCAAGCUGGAUAUGUCCGAUCUGCACAUAUCGAUGAAAACGUUCGACGACGACGACGAUGGGGACGGCGAGGGCAGUAUGAAACCAAUAAAUAUCAACGCUCUCGAUGGCACGCUAUCGCUGAGGAAAGCUAAUCAUAAUUGGAAAACGAACAGCUCGAAAGCGGCCACGUCAAAAUUGUCCAGCGGUGGCCGCGGGCAAACCAAUUUUGUUAAUAGCAGCAAUAACGGUGACCAAAAGAGACCAAUCAUAGCUGGUGCUUCCGAUGCUGCCCGAAGGAGUAGUAGUAGUAAAAGCGACAGUAGUAGUAGCAGCAGCAUCAGCGGCAGCCCUAGCUCCAGGUCAGUUCGUAUGGAAAUAACCGGCGACAGCUCAUUACAUAUGCAGGACACAGACGGAAGCAAUCCCGGUGAAAUAAAAGCUCUCGCGCUUACGGCAUCAUUCGAUGAUGACUUUGAUAGCGAUAGAGUGGAGCCAGUUGCUACCGUUUCACCACCUGCUGCGAGUGAGGAAGGCACGAUGACGACGUCAGGUUCUAGUCCGGGAUCGACACCCGUCGUGACAAGGCCGCCAUGCACGCUGGAUUGUGGUUACGAGGGAAUCUGCAGCAACGGUGAAAGCAGUGGACAGCAGCAACAGCAACGGUGUCUUUGUCCUUUUGGCAAAACUGGUCCACGCUGCGAAGAAGAUUCUCGAAUCAACACACCCCGGUUCAAUCAACAUUCGUGGCUUGCUUUCCCGGCACUAAGGGGUGCCUAUAAACACGUCCAGCUUCACAUAGAGUUUCGACCGGAGUCUUUCGAUGGUAUUCUGUUGCUGACUGGCGAAAGAGAUGAUCUUAGUGGCGAUUUCAUGGCACUGCUGAUACACCAGGGAUUCGUGGAGUUUUGGUUCGACUGCGGAUCCGGAACGGGACGAGUGCGUUCGGAGGAAACGAUUGUCUUGAAUCAGUGGAAUACUAUCACAAUCUACCGGCAUCGUUGGGAUGCCUGGCUGGUGCUGAACCAAGGCAACCGGGUGCAAGGACGCUCGAAGGGCCUUUUCUCUCGAAUUACUUUCCGGGAGCCGGUGUUUCUUGGUGGAUUCGGGAACAUCACCGGCCUGGACAAGAAGCUUCCCGUCAGCAAUGGUUUCACCGGGUGCAUACGAAAGUUUGUCGCCAACGAACACGACUACAAUUUUCAGCCGGUGCCGCUCGGUGACGUUUCCCGGGGAUUCGAUAUCCAGGAAUGUGUCACCGAUCGGUGCAGCCGGUAUCCCUGUCAGCACGGGGGCAAGUGUCUACCCUCGGAUGACGGUGCAAUCUGUCUUUGUCCGCUGGGAUUCGGCGGUGAUUUAUGCGAGAUGAGACUGGAUUUACAGGUGCCUUCCUUCAAUGGUUCAUCCUACCUUCGUUUCGCUCCACUUGGAGACAGCUGUAUUAUCUGGUUUGAACUUAAGAUUAUCAUCAAACCCCUUCUGGAGGACGGAUUGCUGUUGUACAGUGGCCACCACGAGUACGGGGACUACAUCUCGCUGUGCCUCAACAUGGGCUACGUGGAGUUUACUUUCGAUCUUGGCAGCGGGCCAGCAACGGUGAGGAGUGAGUUUCCGUUAACGAUGGGACAGUGGCACACGAUCAAAGUUUCCAGGACGUCGCGCCUGGCAGUUUUGAAGAUCGAUCAGCUGCCAGAAGUGAUGACGGUCUCGCCGAACGGAUUCUGGCAUCUUUCGCUGCCGCACAGCUUGUACCUGGGCGGAGUGCACAACAUCCACACGCUCCCGAUGAGCCUCAGGGAUAAAGGUUCCUUCGCCGGAUGUGUUCAAAAGGUUGACAUCAACGAUCGCACCAUUUCCAUUAUCUCGGAGGCCCUCGGUGGCUCAAACGUGGAGAACUGUCCGCACGCUUGCGUGGCUCGACCCUGUGGUCCAUUAGCCAAAUGUGUCCCCAAUCUGGACAGCUACGAGUGCCAGUGCAACCCGCAGAACAAGCAGUGCAACAAGGCAGAAGAGCUACCAUCGGAAGUGAUUGAACAACGGCAACGACUACUGAAGCUACAUCAAGUGCACCGUCAGGAACAGCAACUGUUGCAGGAGCAGCCGGAUGAAGAUGAUGACUUCACCACAACGGUGGUUCCUUCGACCAAGGCUGCUGGUGGUAAAGGGGACACGGGAAGCGGUGAAGACGAUUACUAUUAUUAUGAGUAUGAUGAUGAUGAGAGCGACAGUGUUGACCCGGAAAGCAAGAGCCGCCCUAAUGAGAACAGUGGUCGUGAUAAAAAUGAAGAAAAAAUAAUCAUUCGGGCGGAACGGCAACAAGCGGAUGUCACCACGACGCAGCCCAACACGGGUGAUGACGACGAAGAUUAUCGCAACGAAGAGCGAAAGGGUCAACCGGCGGGCAAAAGCACAAGCUCAGAUGAUGACAGCAAAGUUCAAAAUUAUGAUGACUAUCAGGUUCAGGGCGACAAUGUUUACGAUGACGAAGAUGGUGGCGAUGACGAGAAAGAUGUCAACGUAAAUGAUGAUGGUGAAUCUAAAUAUGACGAUGCCGGUUCGACCCCGGAGGAAAAAAAUCGAUUUUUAAAGCGUCAACACAAAAAUCAAGUAAAACAGCCGGAAGGAAAGGCUACCUCUACCACACACAACAAUGAAAUAAAUGAAGAAACCACAGAUGGUCCUCGAUUCGAAAGUUACAGUUACGGUGAUUUAAACGACGGCUAUAAUAAAGAUUAUGACCAUAACGGCGACAGAAUACCCUAUCGCCCUGACCUGGUAAAGAAAGUGGGGAACGAGCCAAGGAUAACAUCACACCAUAAAAAUCAACCGGAACGCAAUCCGGACUUUGACGAAACAUUAAUCGAAGAGAUGAAUCGAAUAAUGAAAAAUAAAGAUGACGGUUACGAGAGUGACGAUGCGUCCGAUGGGGGUCCUGCUGGGUGGGACUUUGCCAUGGACGACGAGGAAAUCCGACACACGGGCUCCCGGGUGGGUGGAGUCGCCGAGCAUCCGUUAAGCACGAUGGAUGACGAUAACGAAAACGGUAUUGAUGGCACUCGCGAUGCGGUUGUCGAUGAUGGAAAGGAAAACAAUCGGUUUCGUGAUGAACAUACAAACUUUAGCAAGGGUGCAGCGAAAAUGGCGUCCAGUGGUGGAUCCAGUAGCAGUAGCAGGAGCAGCACCACCAACAACGAUCGGCAACAUCAGAAGCACCUGCGAGUGGAGGGGGAAGAUGACGUAUCCCGUAGCGUCAAGUAUAAGAACAAAUACUACAGGCGAUACCAGGGGGCGUGUUUCACGGGGACGGAAAGUUUCUUUCACUAUAGUGACGCGGAAACCAUGCGGCGGGUGAUCAGUUACGAAAUAGAUCUGAACCUGCGGUUUAAAACGCAUUCGCUGAAUGGGCUGAUACUGUGGACUGGCCGGCACAGUGCGCUCGAAGGUGAUGAUUUCCUGUCGCUGGGUGUUGAGAAUGGAUUCCUGCACCUGCGAUACAACCUGGGGUCAGGUGAAGUGAACAUCAAAUACAACUCAACCAAAGUCAGCGACGGGCUGUGGCACCGUGUUCGAGCCUUGAGGAACUCCCAGGACGGUACGCUGAAGGUUGAUGGCGGAAAGCCCAUCACUCGGAGGUCGCCGGGAAAGCUGAGGCAGCUGAACACAGACACCGGGCUGUAUGUGGGUGGCCUGCCGGCAGCCUCCUUCUACACCCGCCAGCGGUACUCGUCCGGUAUCGUGGGCUGCAUCUCGGAGCUGAUACUGGCCGGCGAGCUGAGGCUCAACUUCGACUCGACGAUACUGGGCACAGCGCACAACGUGGAACCGGGCGCCCCGUGAAGGUAGAUUUAGGCGGCGAGCGUCAUAGGAGGACAGCAGCCGUCGUCGUCACCGCUGCUGCCGAAUGAUGAUAUCGCUAGAACUGCUUCUACUAUCACUACUUAUACUACUACUACUAGGGCAACAACGGCUACUACUGCUGCUAUCACUACUAGGAGUAACAUCAAUUGAAAACGUCCAUCAGCGAGUUGGGGUUGGUUGAGGUGGGGUUCAAGGGAGGGGGAAGGGUUCGGUGUGCAUAUUGAAAGGACAUUAGCAUUACGAGCGUGACAGAAGGUUGCGAAUGACUGCUGCAUCCAGGCGUAGUGAGUGCCGAAGCGUCGGAGUUCGGAUGUCAACGGUUGUGGAUGUUGGAGGAUUUGAAUGUGAUUUUGAGUGAUAGAGAGACAGAACGCAACUGCGGGCAGAGAAACUACGCGAAAUACAUACACACCGAUUUAGACUAAAUGAAUUUUUUAUAUAAGGAUGAACAUAUAGGAUAACAAUUUAAGCGUAAGAUCUAGGUACUGAUGAAAUGUAAUAUUAAUGUUGAAGAGUGAUAACUUAUGGGAUGAACCGAAAACAGGAGUAGAAUUCGUAGAGGAUAAUCGGUUGAUUAACGAGCAGAAGCAUGAUGAAACUUGAUGAAUUGUUAGAAUCGUUACAGUAAGAGUGCUGACUCGGCAAGCCUCGUUAGAUAAACGUAUGAUUCGUGCCGUUAAAAUCUUUAUUUUGCAACUCAUUGCAUAAUUAACUAUUAUCUAUAAUUAUCAAACCUUUUUUACUCGACAACCACGAGAAAUUUCGCCAAGUAUUUUUCCAAGAAAGUCACUUCAAUCUUAUCAUAGAAUUUUAACAAGUAACAAGCUUGGUUGAAUGGCUGAAUUUUGUGAUGUUUAUUCAUGGAAUACCGAAAAAUAACAUGCCAAAAUUUCCAGAUAUGACGGAACCGGCCUUUGCUGCUACAUAUAGAGAGUAGUAGCACAUAAUUCACGAAUUUUCACUUGAAAGUAUUCAACUAAAACAUACGUCAUGCUAGUACCUGGGAGUACCUGGGAUUUCUUCAUGAAUUCUUUCAAGGACACCUUCCGAAAAUUCUUCAGGUAUUUCUUCAGAAACUUCUCCAGGAAUUAUUUCAGGAAUUCCUCGAGGGACUUCUCCAGGAAUUGCUUCCUCGUGAAUUCUUCAAUGAGCAUCCUGCAGGGUUCCGCUAGUGAUUUAGGUUUGAAGGUUCCAAGAAAUGCAAUUACAUAUUACAGAAGAAGUCCUGAAAGGUUAAGACAGCUUUCCUGGGAUUUCCUAAGGAAUUCUUAAUUGGAUGGCUUCUGUCUGGGAAUUUCUGCAGAUUUUCUUUCAAGAAUUCCUCCAGGGAUUCACACGGGAAUUUCUUUAGUGAUUCUUUCAGGAACAACUCCAGGAAUUAAUCCAGUUUUUCCUCCAGGAAAUAUGUAAAGAUUCUUUUAGGAAUUCCCCUUGGAAUUGCUUUCGGGAUUUCUUCAGUAGUUUCUUCGGGAACUCCUGUAAUGAUUUCUUCAGGAACUGCUACAGGGAUUCCCGAAGGAAUUCAUGCACGAAUUCUUAGAUUCACAUCUGCGAUUUCUUCAGGAAUUCUUCCUGAUAUUCUUCCACGAAUUGCAGGGAUUCCUCCAAGAAUUUCUCCAAGGCUUCACUUAGAAAUUUCUUCUUUGAUUCUUUGUGGAACAACUUAGGAAUUCCUCCAGGAAUUCCUCCUCGUAUUCUUUAAGCAACUCCUCCAAGAAUUAAUUCAUUUCUUCUCACAGGAACUGUUUAAGGUUUUCCUUAGGAAUUUAUCUUAAAAUUUCUUCAGGGAUUCCUUCAAGGAUUCCACAAGGAAUCCUCCUAGGUAUUCUUCCAGGAAUUUAUCUGGGCAUUUUUUCAGGGAUUCCUUCUUGGAUUCUUGCAAAUAUUUCUUCAGGAAUUCUUUCAGCGAUUCCUCCAGGAAUUUCUCCAAAUAUUCUUCCCGAAAUUGCUUCAGGGACUCCUCCAGGAGUUCCUCAAGGGUUCUUCCACGAUUUUCUCCUGGGAUUGCUCCAGGAAUUCAUGCGGGCCUUCCUUCAGGAUUUCUUUCAUUGAGUUCUCCAGGGUCUCCACGGAAUUUCUCAAGAAUUUUUUUUAGAAAUUUGUCCCAGAGUUCCUCUAGAGUAUAAAAGUAGGGAUUCCUCCAGGAUUUUAUCCAGAAGCUUCUCUACGAAUUCUUCCAAGAAAUUCUCUAGGAAUUACCCCAGGAAUUCCUCUAGGAAAUUCUCCAGGAAUCGCUCCUUGACAUCCUUUAGAAAUUAUGUCUGCAAUUCCCCUAUAAAUUUCUCCAGGAAAUCCUUUAGGGAUUUCUUCAGAAAUUCUUCCAGGAAAUUCUCCAGGAAUACCAUCAGGAUUCUCCAGAAAUUGCUUCAGGGAUUCCUCCAGGGAUUUCUCCACAAAUUUCUCCAAAGAUUCCCCUAGGGAUUCUUGUCUGAAAUUUCUCAUGUGAUUUUUUCAGAAAUAUCUCCUUCCAGAAUUCCUCUGGAGAUUUCUCCAGGGACUUAGCAAACCAUGAAAAUUAAAAAUCUCUCUCGAGAAGUUCUGAAGGAAUCCCUGAAAAAAAUUCGGAAUAAAUCGCUGAGGGAAAUUUUUCCAAUGAAUCCCCAAACGGUUUUUAACAACAUUUUCUGAAGAAAGUUCAAUAUUUUUGAAAGAAUCCUUUAAAACUCAAGAUUUUUCAAUGAAAUAGAAAAGUUUUUGGAGGAAUAGUUAUUAUAUUUUCUGAAGAAGUCCUUUUCGAAUUUUCUAAAGUAAUUUGUGGAAGAUUUUUUUUGAAGAAAUUUAGGGAAAGUUUCCUAAAGGAACCUUUGAGAAAUUUUUGAAAGAAUAUCUAUAAGAAUUCUUCUUUAGAAGAAUUCUCAGACAUUCAACAAAAAAAUCAUGUGAAAAUUUCUAAAGAAAUCCAUGCAAGAUUUUCAAAAAUAUGUUUUUGAAGGAUUUCUGGAGGAAACUCUAUUGGAAUUUCGAAAGGAAACCCUGAAGAACAUUUUCAAACGAAUUUCUGAGAAAUUUUCUGAAAGAGUCUGUGGAGAUAUUUCCAAAGUUACCCCUGGAGAGAAUUCUUUAAUUUACGGAAGAUUUUGAUUGAUUUGUCUUUAUUAAAGAGACUAUCAGCCCUUGUCCGGAAGAUUUUCUUAAAGUUCCUGUACGAACAUUUGAAGGAAUUUUCGAAAAAUAUUCUGAAGAAAUCCCUGGAAAAAUCUGAAUAAAUAUCUAGAGGAAUCAUUGAUUUUCAUGUGCAGCAUGAACUGCACGUCAAAUGAAGCUGAUCCGCCAUGAUGCUCAUUUAUAGCUUGUUCAGCAGUAGUAUGUAACCUAUAGAAAAAAUCUUAUUCAAACAUUCAAGUUUUCACCAUGAUAACAAAACCUUAAAUCAUGAAGUAUUGGUGAAUUUAUGGCAAAACCCUGGUCAAAUAACGGAAGAAAUUUUACGAAUUUCUUGAGACGAGAACCUUAAAUGGAUUCCUCAGAUUAUCUUCAAAGUAUUCAUUUGACUAAUAACCUCAAGUAAAUAUUUUGAAGAUAAUCUUCAAUAUUCUUUUAACGUCUAAUGCAAAAUCAAUUGUUCAAUACUCUCAAAUAUACAUUUUCCCUUGCGGUUUUUGAAAUAUUACUUGUGUGAAGAAUUACCAUAUGACAUAUUAUUUGAACUGUCUUUAGUAUUCAUUGUUGUUAGGAAACAAAAUCUACUAACGUUAUCGAUUCUAACAACCACCAACUUUCAUAUAAAAUGAGAGCGCGUGCACUGAAUGAAUCAGAUAAGUAACCAUGAUCCCAAACGAAGCGACAAUUUUCUCCUAAUAUUAAAACGAACAAUUCACGACAACAGUUAUAAAAGCGUCAAUUCUUUUCUCUGCCUUUCUUAUCACUUCUUUUUGUUUGAUUUUCAGUUCCACGCGUUAAUUCAAGCCAGAAAUGUAUAACCCAAUCUACUCCAAAUAAGAAAACUGAAAACAAGAACAAUAAUACCGUCAUAUCAUAUUGAAAGUUAUUUUUCAAUAAGUAAUUGCAAGCCGAACGCAGCGCCACGAAAGCGCUCGAAAUGUAACAAAUGGUCACCAAACAAUUCAGAAACCAUCAAAUUUUAAAGGAACCUACUUGCGUGUUGCUUAUAGCUUUAUAUUUCACACACCCAAUAUUAAUCUCAUUUUGAUUAGUACCCCGUCCCAGUUAAUCUGUGUAUAAUAAGCAAGUGUGAAUAAUUAUUAAAGAAACUAUUUUGUAUGCAACAAUACAGGGAAAAACUAAUACAGUUUUUAAACAAAAUUCUGACAUUUCCACCUUCUGUUUCCAUUCGCAUGAUUCGUUGGCCCUGUUAUUGUCAUACAUUUCAAGUGCUUUACAAAGAUGAAAUAACUUUUAAUGAACGUUUAAUGCAAACAAACAAAAAAAACAA